Messenger RNA from Canariomyces notabilis, 2203 nucleotides. Its product is annotated as ankyrin. Bases 401 to 2050 code for a protein of 549 amino acids. The transcript is spliced from 2 exons. Gene Ontology annotation, molecular function: protein binding. The record is from RefSeq and is a predicted model, not a curated record. NCBI's taxonomy places the organism in Eukaryota, Fungi, Ascomycota, Sordariomycetes, Sordariales, Chaetomiaceae.
UGCUGUCGUCAAUCACCAUGCCGCCUGCAUUGGACACUCGUCUUAACUGGGCGGCUUACAGGACCAAGAUCGAGGAGCUGUACUGGUUCCAGAAGAAAGAGCUUCCCGAAGUCAUGAAGAUCAUGGAGGAUGACCACGGGUUUGUGGCUACGCAGAAAAUGUACAAGAAGCAACUGAAGGCUUGGGGUCUUCAAAAGAACAUCAAGACUUCUGAGAUGAUGGCCAUGAUUCGCAUUGAGGGCCGUCGUCGUGGAGAAAACAAAAAGACCCAGUUCAUUCGGCACGGCAUCCCCGUGGAGCCUGAGAAGCUCCGCCGAUUUGCCAGGCGCCACAAGCUGGAACUCGGCGAAACCCUAUCACCAUCGGAUCAGCAGGGCAUGUCUCUUCCGCUCACGACCGAAUGGCCAUGACUAACGAGUCAGCAGCGGCAACUCCUCCUGACAUCACAUACAACACGCCUGAGCCGGACACUCUGAGCAGCACUCUGCCGCUCCUGGCGGCCCAAGCCGACUUUAACCCGGGGAGAAAGAAGGCGGAAAAGACAGACCCGGUCAUCUCCACCGGGCCACGCGACCUAGAAACGAACGUGAGCCCGUCCAGCGGCAACCCGUGCUGGGUGUCAUCAUCCACAAUUUGCUGGCCCGCCAGUGAUGCGCCCAACAAUGCUCAGUCGUCUCCGAACCCCCCUACCAUGGAUGACCUGUUUAUUUCGCAAGCCUUCUCCGGGCCUGGUGUGCCGGAUCUCUCGUGUAGUCCGUCUCGCGACUUCACUGAGGGCGUAUUCUCUCCGCCCGCUUCACGCUGGGCCGGAUACAUUCCCGACACGGGAUAUCACGAAUGCUUGACCAGAGCAGACGGCAUUCCUCCUUGGAUUUUCGUGUCACAAGCGUCCCAUCACGCUGUCCAGCCUCCUAGUUACGGUCCAGAUCGCAUGUUUCCGUCCCUUCUGCACGGCUACAGCGCAGCCAUGGCCCAACCAACGAGCCAAAUGCUAAAUUUUUCAAACGUUCAGAGCCCAGCCCGAGGGAUAAUCAUGACCCGGGACGCCGCUGGGUCGAGCCUUGGAGAUUCCCCGCUGCACGAUUCUGUGAUCGAGGGAAACGCCAGCCAAACCAGAAUCUUGCUAGAGGCCGGCGCUAAUCAGAACUGCACAGUCCGUGGAGGCGUGACGCCCAUCCACUGCGCAGCCUUCCAACGCAAUAUCGAGCACGUUAGUAUCCUACAGGAGUACGGCGCGAACCUGAGCGCAGUAACAGACAAAGGCCAAUCAAUCCUCCUCUUCGCCGUGAAGCGGCGCAUGAUCGGCGCCAGCGACAUGCUCUCCUCCCAUUCCCAUACCAAACAGAACACCGAACCCAAAGCGAGCGAGUUACACACCGACGACGCCACACUCGCCGUCAUCAACGCACUGUACGACUCUCCAGCGGGAUGGCCCCGUUUGCUGCAAAGCCUGAACCAGCCCGACAAGGACGGGGUGACCCCGCUGAUGCUUGCCGCCGAGGCCGGUUUCAUCAAGACAGUGACCAUGUUUUUACAGCGCGGCGCGCGGCCAGACCUGCGGGACCAUGUCGGCUACACGGCACUCAAGUACGCGGCUAGCGGCGGACAUCGGGAUUUGGUGAGGCUGUUGCUUGAGGCGGAUGUGAGGGUCCAGGAGCGCGAUUUGAGCCAUUUGCUUAAGCUGGGGAGUAAGAAUUUGACUACUACAGCAGCAGCAUGCCCCAGCCCCAGCACGACGACGACAAGCCCGGUCUACCACGUGCAUGGGGACGGGAAGGAUGGCGGCGGGUGGUGGGAGAGGAGGAGGAAGUGUGACGGGGAGGUGGAGGAGGAGAGGGAUGACGACAGCUCGGCGACUAUAGCGGAGGAGAUGGUCAAGCUGCUGAGAGAGAUGGGGGUGGGGGCGCUGGAGGGUUUGAUAAGGUUGGCGGAGCAGAAACGGAAAUUGGGGGUUUUGGAGGCGCUGCUGGCUGCGGUGAGGAGGCUGGAUGUGGCGGUGGUGGGGGUGGAGAAACGGGGCUCGCAACUUGAACACAGCAGCGGGUCUUGAAGCGAUGCGGCGGGACUUGAGUUUACCAGAAAACAUGAACCCAGCCCUGGGUCGACGAUGCGGUACUGUACCGUGCCGUCCUGCGCUCCCACGACUCGCGACUGGGUGCUUGGUUGAUGCUUACAUGGCGGGAGCGGCGGGGCGGCUAACCCU